Molecule: messenger RNA, 3327 nt
Organism: Larimichthys crocea (large yellow croaker)
Lineage: Eukaryota; Metazoa; Chordata; Actinopteri; Sciaenidae
Gene: grhl1
Product: grainyhead-like transcription factor 1
Exons: 16
Coding region: 347-2053 (568 amino acids)
Biological process (GO): regulation of transcription by RNA polymerase II
Cellular component (GO): nucleus
Molecular function (GO): DNA-binding transcription activator activity, RNA polymerase II-specific; RNA polymerase II cis-regulatory region sequence-specific DNA binding
Source: RefSeq, a predicted model, not a curated record
UCCACCUUUAGCCUGCACAACACUGCAGGUUGUCACUAUAAGCUUCUUAAAUAUUUUUUGGGGAUUUCUACUCUUAUUUUUACACUUUUUUUUUCAUGGCACAGAUGGAUUUUCCUAUAGACCACUGUGGUCCACCUCUGACCUGCAAGUCUUUAAAAUCCUGAUAUCUGUUAUAACAUUUAAGCCUUAUUUUAUAGGAUUACUUAUUUUUUUUGUUAAAGGUAAGCGUGCGGUCCUGGUUCUCCAGAACGAGCCAGGCUAUGGUGGCCAGCGUCGCUCCUUCACCACAGAAGAUGAAGCCUGGAAAUCAUUUCUGGAGAACCCACUGACAGCCGCCACCAAGGCCAUGAUGAGCAUAAACGGAGACGAGGACAGUGCUGCGGCUCUCGGCCUGCUCUACGACUACUAUAAGGUGCCCAGGGAAAAGAGAACAAUACCCCAGAGCAAGCCAGAAGCACUGGUCUGUGAUGUGGAUCCCAACAAAAGGAACCAGAUCCAGGCCGGACACCCCAUAGCUCCACAUCAGGAAGCCGGUAUGGAGAACAGGAUCCAGGUCCUCAAGGGGCCCUUCAAUAUUCUUCAGCUGGCUCAGGACAAGAGGAGCCAUUUCCCCUCACCAGACACGACUGUCACAGUUUCCAUUGCCACCGUGCCAAACUACCCGCCCAUCAAGACAGAGGUACCCAGCCACGGCUUCUCGGUCACCAUACCAAACAACUGCACCGAAACCGACAACCAUGUGGGCGUCUAUGACCGCCAGCUCACCCACAAUGGGGUCCAGUACAGCCCCAACACCCAGUCCCGCACGCCCCCCGACUCCACCUUCACUGAGAGUUUCAAGGAUGGUUCCCAGGAGGUGUUUUCCUUCCCGGGGGAUCUCCAGUUACGUAUGGCCUCCAUGACGCCUGACGAAUACCCUCAGUUUGACACUGUGCCGGGGAAUAAUUUCGAGUACACCCUUGAGGCCUCAAAGUCUCUGCGUCAGAAGACAGGAGACGGGACCAUGACGUACUUGAACAAGGGCCAGUUUUACCCAAUCACCCUCAGGGAGGUUGACAACAAAGGCAUGCAGCAACCCAUCACCAAAGUCAGGAGUGUAGUGAUGGUGGUCUUCGGAGAGGAGAAGUGCAGAGAAGAUCAGCUGAAACACUGGAAGUACUGGCACUCCAGACAGCACACUGCCAAACAGAGGUGUCUGGACAUCGCUGACUACAAGGAGAGCUUCAACACCAUUGGCAACAUCGAGGAGAUUUCCUAUAACUCCAUUUCCUUCACUUGGGACACCAACGAGGAGGCCAAAAUCUUCGUCUCCGUCAACUGCCUGAGCACAGACUUCUCCUCUCAGAAGGGCGUGAAGGGUCUUCCUCUGAACCUGCAGAUCGACACCUACAGCUACAACAACCGCAGCAACAAGCCCAUCCACCGUGCCUUCUGCCAGAUCAAAGUCUUCUGUGACAAGGGAGCUGAGAGGAAGAUCCGAGACGAGGAGAGGAAGCAGUCACGCCGGAAAGGAAAGGUUGCUGAGCUCAACCCUGGCCUGGCCUUUGUGGACGUCAAAGUACCCAUCCUCCAGAAACGCAAUGAUGUGACCAUCUUCAAGAUGAUGACAGACUUCGAGACGCAGCCUGUCCUUUUCAUUCCGGACAUUCACUUCUCCUCCUUCCAGCGUCAUCCUUUCUCGACAGAUGAUGGAGAGGAAAGCUCGUCUAUGAAGAGAUUACCCUUCAAUGAUGAGGAGUUCGGUUCACCUCCAAACAAGAUGGCGAGAGCGGAGGAACCAAAGAAAGUCCUGCUGUACGUGCGCAAGGAGACAGAGGAGGUGUUUGAUGCACUCAUGCUGAAGAAUCCCACGCUGAAAGGCCUGGUGGAAGCUAUUUCAGAGAAGUACGAAUUACCUUUGGAUAAGGUUGGAAAGGUCUAUAAGAAAUGCAAGAAAGGGAUUCUAGUCCACAUGGACGACAACAUCAUCAAACACUACUCCAACGAAGACACCUUCCAGAUCACCAUGGAGGAGUUGGGCGGCAUGUACAAACUCACCCUCACUGAAAUCUGAUUGGACCGGAGGAAGUGUCAUCACCCAGAGCGGAGGCAUGGAAGAUGAAUGAAACGGAGCCGUCAGGAGUAGUGGUUUACACGCCUAGCUAUGCAGUGAUUAUGGACUUGAUCUGAGGCCUAAAUCAUGUUGUCUUUCUGUGUAUUAAUGUCAAACUGAUUUUUUUUUUUAAAGUCCCACAAGAGGUAUUUAAAAAAGAAAAAAGAAAAAAAAGCCAUAGCUCUUAAUAGAUGUUAAUUAGAUGUGUAAGUUAUACAUUCAGAUUCAUUUUCUGUGCAUAAGAAUCAACACGUGUGGCUAGGUUUGAUUGUUAUGACACACUUUUAUUUUGUAUUCAGUAAGUUGCACCUCAAAUAUUAGUGCCUGCUUUUGUAUAUUGUUGUGCAGAGUGUUUGUGGUGCUGCUAUACCUCAUGCUAUGCAAGCAGCAGUGUUUCUCUUAUGUUUGAUUUUAUGAGGAGAAACAGCUCCCUUCCUAAAGCCAUAGCACUGAUGAUUACAAUCUGUAAUAUGAGAAAAAAAAAAAACAGCCCCUGUGGUUCAGUGUAUUAAUACCAAACAACAUGGCAGUAUUUAGUGUGUACAACCUUCUUCAGCCAUCGUACAAUUCGGGUGGAACACUGUAAAUGUUUGUUGUGUUUUCUUUUUUCUUUUCCUUUUUUUAGCAUACGAUUGUUUGUGAGUGAAGUGGCAUAACAUAUGUUUUUUUUUCCUCAGAUCAAUUUAAAUAACAGCCUCUUUGUAAGUAUUAAAUAGUUACUAAAUAUAUUGAUAAUAACCGUAAAACACAGCUACCCUUCCCCCCUGUGAAGUAGGUGUCUGAAUGUUGAUGAAAUAGGUCAAUGAAUGUCUUGCACAGUCCACGCAGACUGUUCUGGAAGUGCAAUAUGAUAUUUAGGUUCAGACACAUUCGGAAAAAGACUCCUCUGUUGCCAUAACUACAGUAUAUAAUACAUACUAACUGAUAAAACUUUUUGAAAAUGGAAAUAUUGUUGUACAUAUCCACUGAAAAAAAGGAUCUAUAUGAUCCGUCUUUUUGUAUCUCAGUACUUAUUGUGUAUAUAUUUAUUAAGAGAACGGAUGUGGGUCAUUGUUUUUUUCCCAAAAUUUCUAUAAUUCCUAAUAAUAUAAUGUUUGUUUUUUUCCUUUUUAUAUGAAGCUAUUCUAACAUUACAUGUCAAGGGACAAAAAGUUAUUAAUAUGUUUUUAAUUCAUGUUUCUUUUUUUUUUGUAAAGGAUUUGAUGCACAAAGUGCCCAAUAAAAGCUCUCCAGUA